AUUGAGGUAUUAAAUUGUUUCAAUUAAAUUGCUGGUAAUCAUUAUCUCAACUGAUUUAGUUAAACCUGAUUUACCCGAAGUGGGGAAACCGAGAGUGGGUAAUAAGAGUGGUGAACAUUUGAAGGGGAAAAAGUUAAUCAUCUUCAGCGGGUUAGUUGUAAAUCUGCUCAUCACUUUGAUAGUUAACAAUUUACAAGGAAAAUCAAUUUGAUUUGAUUGUUGUAUUUUUCCUCAAUUGGACAUUUUAAUUAUUCUCAGGAUUUUGUUGUGUGAUUUACUCUGCUUUUGGUUCCCUGGCUUCAUCUAAAUUCUGAAAAUCAAUCAACAUGUCUGGAAAUACAUUGGAGCAAUUAAGACAAUUCACAACCGUUGUCGCUGAUACUGGUGACUUUGAAUCAAUGAGACAAUACAAACCAACGGACGCAACAACAAAUCCAUCGUUAAUUUUGGCCGCUGCUAAAUUGCCACAAUACGAGUCGAUAAUUAACAAGGCCGUUGAUUAUGGUAAAGCCAAUGGAUCUGAUGUUUCGGUCACAAUGGACUAUCUUUGCGUCCUUUUUGGUAUGGAGAUACUUAAGAUUAUUCCUGGUCGAGUUUCAACCGAGGUCGAUGCUCGACUUAGUUAUGAUAAGGAGGCCUCUGUGGCCAAAGCCCGACAGUUGAUUAAACUGUACGAAGCCAAUGGAAUCGGUAAGGAUCGGGUGUUGAUCAAAUUAGCGACAACUUGGGAAGGUAUUGAAGCAGCUAAGGAAUUGGAAGCCGAAGGUAUUCAUUGUAACAUGACGCUACUUUUUUCCUUCGCUCAGGCCGUUGCUUGUGCCGAUGCGAACGUUACUCUUAUCUCACCUUUUGUCGGUCGCAUCUACGAUUGGUAUGUGGCCAAAACAGGAAUAAAAACUUACGCUGAUCCCUUUGAAGAUCCUGGUGUUCAAAGUGUCACCCGAAUCUACAAUUAUUACAAGAAACACGAUUAUAAAACCGUUGUGAUGGGCGCGUCCUUCCGGAAUGUCAGUGAGAUCAAAUGUCUCUCGGGCUGUGAUCUGUUAACAAUCUCACCUUCCCUGUUAGCUGAGCUUUCAAAUGAAACUCAAGUCCCCCUGGUACGAAAUCUGUCACCUGAAAAGGCUAAACAAUUACCAGAAACUGGUGAUUAUGUGAAAGUUCAUUUUGAUGAGGCCACUUUCCGUUCUGCUCUUUCAGCUGAUCAAAUGGCUGAUGAAAAACUUAAGGAAGGAAUUGAAAAGUUUUCAGCUGAUGUUAUUAAACUUGAAAACGAUAUCAAGGAAAGAUUAGCUAAAGCUUAAUCUCAUUAAUCUCAUUAUUCAAACUUGGGAUAGAAAACUAUUGUAAUAGUUUAAUGGUGUUUAAUUAACAUGAUUUAAUAAACUUAA
Panonychus citri (citrus red mite) is the source of this 1391-nucleotide messenger RNA. RefSeq names its product transaldolase-like (gene Taldo). Gene Ontology annotation, cellular component: intracellular anatomical structure; cytoplasm. The record is from RefSeq and is a predicted model, not a curated record. NCBI's taxonomy places the organism in Eukaryota, Metazoa, Arthropoda, Arachnida, Trombidiformes, Tetranychidae. Gene Ontology annotation, molecular function: transaldolase activity. The coding region runs from base 327 to 1304 and encodes 325 amino acids. The transcript is spliced from 2 exons. Gene Ontology annotation, biological process: carbohydrate metabolic process; pentose-phosphate shunt; pentose-phosphate shunt, non-oxidative branch.